This is a messenger RNA of Clarias gariepinus (North African catfish), 2815 nucleotides long. It is a transcript of the gene slc52a3-2b, whose product is annotated as solute carrier family 52, riboflavin transporter, member 3-B. The transcript has 4 exons. Bases 148 to 1515 code for a protein of 455 amino acids. Gene Ontology annotation, cellular component: plasma membrane. The record is from RefSeq and is a predicted model, not a curated record. NCBI's taxonomy places the organism in Eukaryota, Metazoa, Chordata, Actinopteri, Siluriformes, Clariidae. Gene Ontology annotation, biological process: riboflavin transport. Gene Ontology annotation, molecular function: riboflavin transmembrane transporter activity.
GAGUGUGUAAGUGCAGACUUGCUGGCUGAUGUAACUAGAAGCACCUGAUGUAGAAUGUGUUAAAUACAAUCACAAGGUCGACUGGCCAUAAGAUGACCUUCAUCACUACUUUUUGCCUAAUCUAAAACUGGAAUCAUUCUCUUCAUCAUGUCACUGUUGACACACGUGUUGGCUUGCCUCUUUGGCAUUGGCUCAUGGGUCGCCAUCAAUGGGAUGUGGGUUGAGCUCCCACUGAUUGUACCAGAGAUCCCUGAAUAUUGGUACCUUCCCUCCUACCUCACCGUUAUCAUCCAGUUAGCAAACAUUGGACCACUGUUUAUCACACUUAUGCACCGCUUCAGGCCGGGAGUACUGGAUAAGCGGCCAGUCAUCUACACCAUUAUUGUGUUGGGUAUCCUGGCCACCUUUCUAUUGGCCUUCCUCUGGAAGCACACACUAUUUGUGGGAACUGCUGAACAUAGUGUAGCUCUGCUGUCUCUCAGUUUCCUCCUGUCAGUGGUGGACUGUACCUCCUCUGUCACCUUCCUGCCUUUUAUGAUGAGGCUCCAGCCUCAGUACCUCACUACCUACUUUGUCGGAGAGGGUCUAAGUGGCCUGAUUCCAGCUAUUGUGGCUUUGAUUCAGGGCGUUGGGGUGGUCCAGUGCAAAAAUGCCACAGCUACUACAAAUUUCAGCAUGGUCAACUACACCGAGGCGACCAGUAAUGAAUUGCAGGCACAUUACCAGCCAGCUAACUUCUCUGUCCAGGUCUUUUUUCUGUUCCUAAGCUCCAUGAUGGCGGUCUGCCUGGGUGCUUUUGUGAUGCUUAACUACCAUCCUGCUGUAGCACAAGAACAUAAAUGUGAAAAGUAUCUUGAUAACACAAAGCAUGAAGAGACGGCUGACGUUAGCCUCUCCCUGCAGAACCGUCCUGCAGAACAAACACCCAUGCUGGAACAUCCAGAAGAUCAAGCAAAUAAACCUCACAGCACCUUUGGGAAAGGAACUUACAGCAGAGCAGAGGUGGUUUUCAUUUUUGUUGUUCUGGCUUGGGUUAAUGCAUUAACCAAUGCAGUUCUUCCUUCAGUACAGUCCUACUCCUGCCUACCAUAUGGUAAUCAGGCCUAUCACUUGGCAACCACUAUGGCUGCGGUGGCUAACCCUGUGGCCUGCUUUAUCGCCAUGUUCUUUCCUAUCAGGUCUCUGACGCUGAUGGGGGUUCUUACAGUCACUGGUACAGGAUUUGGAGCUUACAUCAUGGGCCUGGCAGCAAUGAGUCCCUGUCCUCUAUUGGUUUAUCAUGAAUUAGGAGCUGCACUCAUGGUGAUAACUUGGGUGAUAUUUGUCCUCACUCUGUCCUACGUGAAGGUGAUAAUUGGGGUGAUCCUGCGAGAUGAAGGACACAGCGCCCUCGUGUGGUGUGGCGCUGUAGUACAACUUGGUUCCAUGUUAGGGGCAAUGUCAAUGUUUCCUUUAGUCAGUGUUUAUGGACUCUUCAAAUCAGGUGAUCCCUGUAACACUAAGUGCCCUAAAUAAAACAGUCUGAGUGAAAGCUUUGCAUAACUGUGUUACAUUACAUCUUUCCAGAAAAUAAGUUUUAAAAAUACAUUGAAUAUACUCGACUGAAACGUUACAAAAGAAAUAGACCGCUUUUCCUAAAUACUUGUACUGUACUGUGUUGGGAAGUGUUUAAGUGCACUAGAUUAGUUACAUAAGACAGAGCUCUAAUGCUGCAGACCAAUAUAAUGAUAUACAGUUGGGGCCAUAAGUAUUUGGACAAUAACAUGAUUUUCAGAAUUUUGACUUUGUACAGCACCACAAUGGAUUUAAAAUUAAGAAAUCAAUGUGUGAUUAAAGUGCAGACUUUUGCAUAUAAUAACAAAAAAAUAUUGCCUUAACUGUUUAGGAAUUACAAACAUUUUUACAAAGUCCCUCUAUUUUGACAGGCUCAAAAGUAAUUGAAUUGAAUAAUUGAUUGAUCAGCAGUUUAAUGGCCACUUGUGGCCUGUUUCCUCAGUAUGUCAUCACUAAUUAGGGAAAUACAUGGUCUAAUGUUAAUUACAUUUGGUAGCUGAUAAUGAGAACUCCUAAUAUUUGGUACAAAGAGGUGUUGAUGCAAGUGGAGGAAAGUAAAACAAAACAGACCUAUCCGAGAAAUAGCAAAACUCUGUGAUUUGGUAUGGCCAAAUCAACCAUUUAGGGUUUUUAUUUAUUUAUUUAUUUUUAGAUUAAAUAAAAUGAAUGCACUGUUGAACUCAGCAACAUAAAAAAGCCCAGAAGACCAUGAAAAUGAAGUGUAUGAUUGCUAAAUUCUGGCCUUAGAUGUAUUGUAUCAUUGUCAAACCUAACACUCAAGAGAAGCCUUCAUACAUGUAAUAGGGGUUUACCUUUAAUUCUAAUGAAAUGCUCUUUAAUUCAUGCGGCCACUGCCUGCCUGAAUGAUUUGCAUCCUUGUAGUUAUAAUUUUUAGUUUGUCCUGAUACUUUUGAGCCUGGCAAGAUAGAGUGUGUAAUUUCUAAAUGGGCAAUGCAAUAAUUUUGUUUAAUCCCUGACAUUAAUUUUAAAGUUUACACUUCAGUCUUGAUUCACUUUAUAUUUUGAUUUAUUCAUUUCAAAUCCAUUGUGGUGGAGGCAAAAUUAUAAAGCUUGUGUGACUGUCCAGACCUGAUUGUGUUUGUCAUUGGUUAAUGUUAAUUUAACCAAUGGUUAUUAAAAAGUGCCUUCACGGGAUGCUAUUUAAAUCUACUGUUCAAUUUAUUAUUGUUAUUAUUAUUAUUAUUAUUAUUAUUAUUACAUUUUAAUUUGUUUACCACUUUUUCACGUUGUGUAUCUUAAA